Ostrinia furnacalis (Asian corn borer) is the source of this 3403-nucleotide messenger RNA. It is a transcript of the gene LanB2, whose product is annotated as laminin subunit gamma-1. The record is from RefSeq and is a predicted model, not a curated record. Bases 37 to 3387 code for a protein of 1116 amino acids. The transcript is spliced from 20 exons. Gene Ontology annotation, biological process: tissue development; animal organ morphogenesis. NCBI's taxonomy places the organism in Eukaryota, Metazoa, Arthropoda, Insecta, Lepidoptera, Crambidae.
GGCCGACCGGCAGGCGUCGAAGUCGCCUCGGCCAAAAUGGCGGCCACUAUACGCUUGUGUUUCGUUUCUCUCCUCGCGACCGCACUCGCCCAGGAUUACUACACUUCCCGAGUCGGCUCAAAACUGCCCUCAUGCUACAACAACAGGCAACCGCAACGGUGCAUCCCCGAGUUCGAGAAUGCUGCCUUCAAUGUGCAGAUGGAGGCCACCAACACGUGCGGAGACAAUGGCGUCAAAAUGUACUGCUUGCAGACGUCGGCUGGCACGUCCACGAGAUCUUGCGACUACUGCCAGCCGGGCCUGUUCUCCAGCUACUACCUGACGGAUCUGCAUCACGAGACCGACAACCAGACCUGGUGGCAGUCGGAGACCAUGAAGGAGGGCAUCCAGUACCCAAACCAGGUCAACUUGACCUUGCAUUUGGGCAAAGCAUACGAUAUCACCUAUGUGAGGAUUGUGUUCUACUCGCCCAGGCCUCAGAGUUUCGCCAUCUAUAAGAAGACCAGCGAGGACAAGGACUGGGAACCAUUCCAGUACUUCAGUGCAUCAUGCCGAGACACGUACGGCGUGCAGGAGCAAAGGGCAGCGGAGACUGGUGCAGAGACCCGCGCUCUUUGCACCAGCGAGUAUUCCGACAUAUCACCCCUGUCGGGAGGAAACGUGCUGUUCUCAACCCUGGCGGGACGACCUUCGGCGUACACCUUCGAUAGCAGUCCCGAAUUACAGGAAUGGGUGACAGCGACCGAUCUCCGCAUCUCCCUCGACCGCCUGAACACUUUCGGAGACGAAAUCUUCGGCGACGUCCAAGUGCUUCAGUCGUAUUGGUACGCCAUUGCCGACGUGUCGGUCGGAGCCCGUUGUAAAUGCAACGGGCACGCGUCGGUCUGCGACACACAGGACCUGCCCGAUGGGACUAAGAUGAAGUCUUGCAGAUGCGAGCACAACACAGCAGGCCGCGACUGCGAGCGCUGCCUGGACUUUUACAACGACGCUCCGUGGGGUCGCGCGUCGCCUACCAACGUGCACGAGUGCAAAGCGUGCAACUGCAACGGGUUUUCGAACAAGUGCUACUUCGACAAGGAGUUAUACGAACGCACCGGCCACGGCGGCCAUUGCAUCGACUGUGCAGAGAACAGGGACGGACCCAACUGUGAAAGAUGCAAGGAGAACUUCUACCAGGGCUAUGGUGACAUCUGUCUGCCCUGUAACUGCAACCCCACUGGAUCCCGCAGCCUCCAAUGUAACGCGGAAGGCCGGUGCCAGUGCAAGCCUGGCGUGACGGGCGACAAGUGUGAUGCUUGUGCACCAAACCACUACGAGUUCACCACCAUGGGCUGCAAGCCUUGCGGCUGCGAGGAGGCUGGAUCCUACGCCAACUCGCCGCAGUGCAACCCUGACACUGGCGUGUGUGUCUGCAAGCAGAACGUCGAGGGGAAACGGUGUAGAGAAUGCAAACCAGGCUUCUUCAACCUGGACAUCAACAACGAGUUCGGCUGUACGCCGUGUUUCUGCUUCGGCCACUCCUCUCAGUGUAGCUCGGCGCCCAAGUACCAAGCGCACGAGUUGAGCGCGCACUUUAUAAGAGACUCUGAGCGGUGGGGAGCAGAAGACGACCAGCGGAGGCCGGCGCCGCUCAUGUUCAACGCCAACACGCAGAAUAUAGCCGUGCAAUCAAAUGGUCCCGAAAUAAUCUACUUCUUAGCAUCGCACCAGUUCCUCGGAGACCAAAGACCCUCAUACAACCACGACCUCAAGUUCACUCUUCGCCUCGGCGAAGCUCGCGGUUACCCGUCAGCUCAGGACAUCAUACUAGAAGGAGCUAGAUCCUCCAUAUCCAUGAACAUCUAUGGGCAGAACAAUCCAGAACCUUCUGACCAGUCUCAAGAAUAUAGCUUCCGCUUGCAUGAAGAUCCUCGGUAUGGAUGGACUCCCACGCUCUCCAACUUUGAAUUUAUGUCGAUCCUGCAAAACUUGACCGCCAUCAAGAUCCGUGGCAACUACAACAAGGGGGGCACAGGUUACCUCAUGAACUUCAAGUUGGACACUGCCAAAGUGGGAAGGGAGAGGGGAUUCGCCCCCGCUAACUGGGUGGAGAAGUGCUCGUGCCCGAAGGCCUACGUGGGAGAUUAUUGUGAGGAGUGUGCCCCAGGGUUCAAGCAUGAGCCCGCUAAUGGAGGCCCGUACUCCGCUUGCAUUCCUUGCGACUGUAACGGACACGCGCACAUCUGUGACACUGCUACUGGGUUCUGUAUCUGCAAACACAACACAACCGGCAGUAACUGCGAGCUCUGUGCCAAAGGCUUCUACGGAAAUGCCAUCGCUGGUACCGCUGAAGACUGCAAGCCCUGCCCCUGCCCUAAGGACAGUGGGUGUAUCCAACUCAUGGAUUCCAGUAUCGUGUGCACUGACUGUCCUGAGGGAUACGCUGGACCGAGAUGCGAAGUGUGUGCGGACGGACACUUCGGCGAUCCAACUGGCCAGUUCGGACCGGCGCAGGAGUGCCAGGAGUGCCAGUGCAAUGGAAAUGUUGAUCCUAACGCGGUGGGCAACUGCGACCGGACUACAGGGGAGUGUCUGAAGUGCAUCUACAACACCGCCGGGGACCACUGCGACAAGUGCUUGAGCGGAUUCUACGGAGACGCCCUCGACCAGAAGAACAAAGGAGACUGCAAGCCUUGCGAGUGCCACGAAGCGGGCACCCAAGAGAGCCCUGAGGGACCCCCUAUGUGUGACGGCCUCACUGGCUACUGCUCCUGCCGCCCGCAUGUCAUUGGCAGGAACUGCGACAAGUGCGAGGACGGCUACUACAACAUUGACUCAGGAGAGGGAUGCAUUCCUUGCGACUGCCACCUGGAGGGCUCGUACAACGCCACCUGCAACCCAUACACCGGCCAGUGCUACUGCAAGCCGGGCAUUGAUGGCAAGCACUGCGACCAUUGCCGCGCGUACCACUACGGCUUCUCAGGCACGGGUUGCCUGGACUGCGACUGCGACGACUGGGGCUCCACCAACUACCAGUGCGACGUGGCCGGCCAGUGCUCCUGCCAGGAGAAUGUCGAGGGCCGCCGCUGUGACAGAUGUAUGGAGAACAAAAAACGGCGCGCCGACGGGCAGGGCUGCGAAGACUGCCCGCCCUGCUACAACCUGGUACAGGACGCCGUCAACGACCACCGCAAGGAGCUCAAACAAUUGGACGAGAUCCUGGCGAAGAUAUCCAAGACACCAACAGUGGUCGAGAACCAGGACUUCGACAACGAGCUGCAGCGAGUGCGCGGCGAGAUCGAGCGCCUCAUACAGGAUGCGCAGACGCAGCUGGGCGCAGGACCCGGGGCCAGCCUCACGGAGAACCUCUCGGAACUCGCCGACAGGCUCGCGGAUGUAAGGUAAGUGUGUACAGCAGUGC